CUCCCACAAAAAGCCGUUACAAAAAUGGAGGACCAAAUCAUCGCCACCAGCAAAACCGUCGGCGCCGUGAAGGCUAACAACGGCGGUGGACAACAAUUGCUAGAGACGACCAAAUCAGAGAGACACGUAUGGCUCAUGAAAUGCCCUCCAAUUGUGUCUCGUUCACUUACGCAACAACAGCAACAACAACAACCGCAAUUAUCGACGCCUCUCGAUGCUUCUUCAGCUCCAAUCGGCGCAAAGGUUGUCGUCACCGUUGAUCCUCUCCUCCCUAACAACGAUUUCUCAUCUACACAGUUUACCAUGGAGUUGCUUGGCACUGAAUCUGGGAGAAUACCCAAAUGUUACUCCAUGGACAUGUCAACAGAUUUUAUCCCAAUGUCUGUAUUUUCCGAAUCCAAACAAGGAAGGCUUUCUGUUGAAGGGAAAAUAUAUCAUAAAUUUGACAUGAAACCUCAUAAUGAGAACAUAGAGGAAUAUGGGAAGCUCUGUCGUGAAAGAACAAACAAGUAUAUGACUAAAACUCGACAAAUACAGGUUAUUGACAAUGAUAAUGGAGCACAUAUGAGACCCAUGCCAGGGCUUAUUGCAUUCAGACCCCCCUCACAAACUCAGAGGAAGAAAGCUCCAGUGAAAGGAUCAGACACAAAAAGAACAAGAAGGGAUCGUGGAGAGAUGGAGGACAUUAUGUUUAAAUUAUUUGAGAGACAAUCCAAUUGGACAUUAAAGCAGCUUAUUUCUGAAACAGAUCAACCUGAACAAUUCUUGAAAGAUAUGCUUAAGGAUUUGUGCAUCUAUAACAACAAAGGAUCAAACCAAGGGACUUAUGAACUGAAGCCAGAAUACAAGAGAACCACAGAGGAACAAGAACCUUCUUCAAAAUAGCUCUCUAUUUUAUUGUUCUUGUGAAAAUAUUAAAUUCCCACUACUUUUCAUUUAGUUGAGUUUUGGUGCCACGUCAACAAACCAAAAAACUUAACAAACAUUCAUUGUAGUAGAACUUUUUGGUUGUGUUUCAUUACUUUGGAUUAAUAUUGGUAACACUUAAUGUAUGUUUUUUUUGGAUUAAAAAUCUUGAAUUUUUGCUUAA
This is a messenger RNA of Lactuca sativa (garden lettuce), 1090 nucleotides long. RefSeq names its product Transcription initiation factor IIF, beta subunit. Gene Ontology annotation, cellular component: transcription factor TFIIF complex. The record is from RefSeq and is a predicted model, not a curated record. Gene Ontology annotation, biological process: transcription initiation at RNA polymerase II promoter; transcription by RNA polymerase II. NCBI's taxonomy places the organism in Eukaryota, Viridiplantae, Streptophyta, Magnoliopsida, Asterales, Asteraceae.